GCGGGACUCGGGUAAACUCCCCAGACGCUUCCAUACACGAUGGCAAGGAAGGUCAUGAUAUCGAGAAGACGGAGGUUGACCUCGGCGGCAUCGAUAUAUACGAUCCGAAUCGCCCGAGAUUCAAGCUUUCUCAAAGGCUAGCUCACUUCACUUGGGCCUGGUUUACUUUGUCUAUGAGCACCGGAGGUUUAGCACUCUUGAUUUACGCCCAACCUCACCAAUUCCCCGGGCUUCGACAAAUCGGAUUCGUUGUAUAUAUCACGAACCUCGUUAUAUUUGCUGGUAUAGUCGCCGCUAUGACCAUGAGAUUUGUUCUACAUAAAGGUACCUUCAAGACGUCUAUCACCCAUUCCCGAGAGGCAUUUUUCGUGCCGACGGCUUUUCUCGCUCUAGCGACUAUUAUCACAGGUACUCAACGCUACGCUAUUCCCGAAGCAACCACAUCUGCAGUAUGGUUCAUCUCGGUUCUGUUUUGGGGAUACGUGGCAGCUUCGCUGUUCGUCGCGAUAGCACAAUAUUCCUACGUAUUUAGAACUCACCAGCUCGGUCUCCAGACUAUGAUGCCAACUUGGAUCUUACCGAUAUUUCCCAUCAUGCUCUCAGGCACAAUCGCAUCAGUUAUUGCGGAAACUCAACCUCAGAUGAAUGCAAUUCCAAUCAUCGUGGUUGGGUUGACGUGUCAGGGCUUGGGUUUGUCUGUGGCGUUUAUGAUGUACGCUCAUAUGGUAGGACGUUUAAUGUCACGAGGCAUGCCAAACCGCGAACACCGAGCAGGUUUAUUCAUGAACGUUGGCCCACCGGCAUUUACAGCCCUGGCAAUUAUCGGUAUGGCAAAUGGUCUACCUGAUAACCUGGAUAUUAACGUGGGUAUGGUGCUUGACAUGAAAAUAAUUAGGCCUAUAGCAGUCGUGGGUGCUAUAUUUCUAUGGGCGCUCUCCCUAUGGUGGUUUGGGAUUGCUGUAGUGUCCGUCAUCAUGUCGCCGCCUCAAUAUUUCCACCUUAAUUGGUGGGCGAUGGCCUUUCCAAAUACAGGCUUCAUCCUGGCUACAAUUUCUAUCGGGAAUGAGCUCCAGCAUGAAGGAAUCCGCUGGUUUGCGACAGGGAUGUCUAUCUGCCUACUCGUUACAUAUUGCUUUGUGUUUUACAAUCUAGUCCGAGCUGUUAUCAUUCAGGAUAUCAUGUAUCCAGGUCGCGACGAGGAUGUAUUGGACACUACGGACAACUAAGGGGGGUGAUUGGCACCUCCUUUAAUGUAAACAUGGACCGUCAAGAAUAUUGGAGAAGUUGUUAGAUUGCAAGUUGAACAUUAGAAGAAGAUAACUAACGGAGAAAAGGUGAAGAGAUUUAGACUCGGAGGCAUAAAAUCAUAAUACGGGUUAUAAGGGUAUACACUCAUGCAUC
Daldinia loculata is the source of this 1401-nucleotide messenger RNA. RefSeq names its product voltage-dependent anion channel. The record is from RefSeq and is a predicted model, not a curated record. Bases 174 to 1226 code for a protein of 350 amino acids. Gene Ontology annotation, cellular component: membrane. Gene Ontology annotation, molecular function: malate transmembrane transporter activity. Gene Ontology annotation, biological process: malate transmembrane transport. The transcript is spliced from 3 exons. Lineage: Eukaryota; Fungi; Ascomycota; Sordariomycetes; Xylariales; Hypoxylaceae.